Messenger RNA from Mollisia scopiformis, 1016 nucleotides. RefSeq lists its product as uncharacterized. The transcript has 2 exons. Bases 22 to 786 code for a protein of 254 amino acids. The record is from RefSeq and is a predicted model, not a curated record. NCBI's taxonomy places the organism in Eukaryota, Fungi, Ascomycota, Leotiomycetes, Helotiales, Mollisiaceae.
AAGUCGAGCCUCACGGAACGAAUGACCGUUCUAUUCAGUCACCAAUCUCAAAAAAUUACUUAUGGCGAAUGGAUGGAUCUCAUAACGCUCUGCCUCGCUCCUCUACUUGUUCAUAUAAUAGCCGGCGUACCCACUCCUACCAUUCUCACAUCAAAGAAGCUUAGCUGGCACGACAAAUUUGGUUUUUACAAUCCAACUUCAAUCAUGUGGCGCUAUUUCGCAAUCCUAGAUCGGCGCGUCCGGGCUAAAUCGUGGAGUGCAAUGGAAAUGGCAGCUUCAAAUGCCGUAUUCUGGACGGACGGAGGCUGGAAUGGAAGUGAAUACAUGAUCUGGUCGAGUCGUUUGCAUUGUCGAAUACCCCCGUCGCAAACCCACAUCGACAUCAUAUCCGGUUCUGCGGCGGCAACCCUGGUAGUAGCGUUGCAGGGAAUCUCAGCCAUAUAUGCGCUCUUGAUGGGAGUAAUCUUCCCGAAGUCCUACUCAUAUGGAGACACGGUCUCGAUCAGCAAGGUCUUUAUCCCGUUGACUAUAUUCGGGCUAUUUCGGCUACCAAUCGCGUUUUGGUUGAGCGACGACUACAAGUUCUCCUUUUCCAAAUCAGCGACAGCAAACGCCAGUAUCUCCAUCGAGCGCCUCUCUGAGGCAGAAAUGUUAACUUCGGACGGCGAACAAGAAGAAGGAGCCUUUCAUCGGACUUCCUCUUGGCGUGGCUAUCUGCAUCGAACGAUUUUCAUGGGCAUAUUGGUCGCUCUUUGGGGAAUCACGAUGUACUACAUCUCCCCCUGAACGGCGGAAAAUUCACCUCAACAAAUUUAUUCAUCAAUUCCUUCUACCUGCUUUGGUUGAGCACGACUAUAGCCAUAAUGGGGACGUACUUUUAGAUCGGGGAUUCGUCGUCUACUAUCAUCCCUUGUGUCAGUACGACAUGGUAUAAACUGUACACGAGCUUUUUGUUCGCGUUGAUCAUUGGAAUCAUGGUAGUCGCGGGCUUAGAGACGAGAAAAGCAGCAUGUGGU